This is a messenger RNA of Alternaria rosae, 1465 nucleotides long. RefSeq lists its product as uncharacterized. The coding region runs from base 428 to 1114 and encodes 228 amino acids. The record is from RefSeq and is a predicted model, not a curated record. NCBI's taxonomy places the organism in Eukaryota, Fungi, Ascomycota, Dothideomycetes, Pleosporales, Pleosporaceae. The transcript is spliced from 2 exons.
CCUCGCUUUCGACAUCUUACUGCAAACCCUUCAGCGAUCUUAACGUCAAUUCAAAUGCAAACUCGUGCAUGUAACAAUUCUUCUGGGACCAGUCUCUAUUCUCGAAAGCUUGAGAAUAUAUCUUCACAUGAUGUUCGAUGGAUAGAACCUCCAGGCUUGCACGAAAGGAAUACAUGCUUGAGUUCACUAUGCGUCAUCCUCUUAGAUGAAUAGCGUCUUUUGUAUGCGCUCCUCGUUUAUGACUCUUCCCUUCUUUCUGAGACUCUCACCUUCACUCUUGCACACAGAAGCGCACACGGCCCGUGCUUUCAUCGCACUUCCCUCUUCUGUCAUCUUUGCCUUGACCUUCUCACCUCCACUUUCGCACUGGUAACUUCCCCGCCACAAGUCGAAACACUCAACAUAUCAACGGUUCAAGUAACGCAAGAUGCCGCCGCAACGAUCUCAAAAAGUCGCUCCUCGCCAUGGUCUGGAUAACAAGCCCAAGAGACCAGCGCGUGGUCAACGCGGUUACCGCAAACACAGAAGCGGUCUACUCAACGUCGAGCCCAUCGGGUCGGAAUUCGAGCUAGCAAACAUAAACGCACGAGAUUCUCCCCUCCUUCGCCUACCUGCUGAGAUUCGCAACCAAAUCUUCAGUCUCGCGCUUGGCGGAUCAGCAGUCAAGAUGCCAUCGAGAGUAUGGCCGACGGCGAAACCCGAAGAACAUCUCGCGCGCUGGAACCUACUCCGUGUCUGUCGCCAAGUCUACGUAGAGACAGCCAUGAUCGCGUACACCACCAUCCCCUUCUGUUUUGCUGCUAUCACCGAUAUUACGCGCUAUUUGAGGACAUGCAGACUUCAACACGUACACGCGAUCCAUUUUGGGGCCGGCUUGUCGGAGAUGAGAAUGGCCCCCCGAAACAACGCCUGCGCCCGCUUCUUGCGUGCCAAAAGUUUCAGGGCCCUUCAAAAAGUCAAGAUCACACUCUCGAUGAUCAGUAUGACACCCGCUGGAGAGUCUGCCGCGGUGGCGAGGGUAAAGGAGAUGGUUGAGGCGUACCUCCCGGGUAAAGAAAUCGAGGUAUGCAAGGGAACUUACUUCGAACACCUUGCAUACUGGGAAGAGUCUUGAAGUGGGAUCUGCGUGGGUAUCGAUUUCGGCCAUCUAUCACGAAAGAGUCUUGAGAAGAGAGUGUGAGGGAUGUAUGGCAGCUGAUAUCUGGACGUGUACGUGUGCAAACGGCAGAAAGAUGUUUAUCAUGUGACUGAGGCGCAACGAAGAUCAGUUGUAUGAUUGCAUCUCAUACUAGAGAGAACCCGAACACUUCCCUUGAAUAUGGUGAGUGGUUUCAAUGUAGUUGAAGCGUGUUGCUGAAACCGUCUUGACUAUUUGCUGAGGCAGAGCACUAUGAUGGAAAAGUUGAUGCGUUCUCUAUCCAACUAACCGCAGAGUUUCCUGUUGCCAUAUCCUUAUUCUUUAGUG